AUGGCUCCCAGAAGAUCAUCUAUAGAUCGAUCUGAUAUUGAGGCUCCUUUGGAGAAGAUGGAGACUGGGGCAUUGCACAAGGAACAUGAGGGCAUGGCCUCCGGUCUGACCCCUGAGGAUGCAAACUUCCUCGAAAACUUCCCGGAGGAGAUGCGAAAGAAGCUCAUGCACAAGGUAGAUUGGAGACUCGUCCCGAUGCUCCUCUUCCUAUACCUCAUGGCAUAUCUCGAUAAAACAAACAUCGGCAACGCAAAAAUCGAAGGUCUUCUACCCGAUCUUCAUAUGACUGGGGAACAAUAUAAUAUCGCUUUGUCGAUAUUCUUUAUCCCUUAUGUGCUUGCCGAGGUACCAAGCAAUAUGCUCCUCAACAAGUUCAAGAGGCCUUCACAGUAUAUCGCUAUACUUGUCAUCGCGUGGGGAAUUGUCAUGACCUGCACAGGUUUUGUUCGAAAUUUCUCCGGGCUCGCAGCUAUCCGGUUCUUCCUAGGGCUUACUGAGGCCGGCUUCUUCCCAGGCGCUAUCCUUAUCAUAUCAAAAUGGUACCUCCCAAACGAAACGCAAACGCGUAUUGCGUUGUUGUACACCUCAGCCGCCACUGGCGGUGCAUUCUCCGGCCUUCUAGCCUUUGCCAUUGCGAAAAUGGAUGGACUUGCAGGCUACGCUGGCUGGAGAUGGAUCUUCAUCAUCGAGGGAAUCGCAACAGUUCUUGCUGGGCUCUUGUGCUUCGUUCUCCUCGCGGACUCGCCAGUAUUGGCAUCCAGCUGGCUUGAUGCGGACGAGAUACGGUACCUUGAACUCCGGCAAGCCGCACAACGUGUCCAGGCACCGCAGGAAUACAGAGAAAAGACCUUCGACUGGAAAGCUUUGCUUGCCGUGGCGACGGAUUGGAAGAUGUACCUGCUCAUCCUUGGUAGCUGGUCAAAUGCAGUUCCCAACUACGCCAUGAAGUUUACCAUGCCGACAAUCGUCGGGAGUAUGGGUUACACUUCGGCCAAGGCGCAGCUUCUUACAAUCCCACCGUAUGCCUGUGGCGCUAUCUCCGCCUACAUACUCGCUAGGUUUGCCGAUCGAUCGUCGUGGCGUAUGCCCUUCAUUGUGGGCCCGCAGAUUUGCGUAGUCACGGCUUUCUCAAUCUUGUUCGCCAAAGCAGCGGAGAUUAAGACAAAUGUAGCUCUAUGUUACUUUGGAGUGUGCUUGGCAUGUGCUGGAAUGUACCCCAUAUUUCCCGGCGUAAAUGCUUGGAAUGUGGCAAACACCGCUGGCCCAGUGAAGAGAGCCAUCAGCAUCGGAUACCUCGUAUGCGCCGGUAACAUUGGAGGCAUCAUUGGUAGCUAUAUCUAUAUUGAGAGGGAGGCACCUAGGUAUCCCACGGGAUUCGGAAACUCACUUGCGUUUGGCGCCGCCGGUAUGGUGGCCGUUUUGGCUUUGGAAUUUGGUUUAUGGAAGAUUAACAAGCGAGACGCUAAGUUCUCCGAGGAGGAGAUCCGGGCAAAGUAUACGGACGAGCAGCUGGAGCGUAUGGGUGAUAAGAGUCCUCUGUACAAAUACACUCUGUAG
This is a messenger RNA of Scedosporium apiospermum, 1557 nucleotides long. RefSeq lists its product as uncharacterized. Gene Ontology annotation, biological process: transmembrane transport. The record is from RefSeq and is a predicted model, not a curated record. The coding region runs from base 1 to 1557 and encodes 518 amino acids. Lineage: Eukaryota; Fungi; Ascomycota; Sordariomycetes; Microascales; Microascaceae. Gene Ontology annotation, molecular function: transmembrane transporter activity. Gene Ontology annotation, cellular component: membrane. The transcript is spliced from 7 exons.